ACAGACUCUGCACGGUUGCAGAGAGGAAGAGUCGACUGAUUCAUGAUUAAAAUGACUUCCUUCAAACUCUCCACCGCCCUUGUGUUCCUGUCUUCCAUGGUUACCUUCCUCAACCUGACCAUUCAUGACGUAGCUGCCCAAAAUUACCUCAAGCACGUCUGUGGAAACACAACCGUCGCCCAAAAUAGCAUCUACAGUUCCAACAUCAACUCCCUCCUCUCCUCCCUCUCCUCCCAAGCCACCGGAAACAUCGCAUUCUACAACACCACCGUCGGCCAAACCACCUCCAGCCCCGUAUACGGUCUCUUCAACUGCCGUGGAGAUGUCACUGCUGACAUGUGCCGAAGAUGCGUGCUCAACGCAACCCAAAAGCUCUCCAGUAAGUGUUCAACGGAGAAAGUUGCUCUUACUUGGUACGACGAGUGCAUGGUGCGCUACUCCAACGAGUCUAUCUUCUCCACCGUGGCCCUAACCCCUAGACUGAACAUGUAUAACACACAGAACAUGACCGACCAGGACCGGUUUAACCGGCAAGUAAACACCACUCUGACCCAACUGGCAACUGAGGCUUCCAACUUUCCGAUCGGCGUUAAGAAGUUCGGGGUCAAGGCAGAGAAGUUUUCCGAGUUUCAAAAUCUAUACACCCUCGUACAGUGCACACGUGACCUGUCCGGCACCGACUGCAAUAGUUGUCUUCAGGCUGCUAUUAACCGUCUUGCUAUUUGUUGCAGUGGAAGCCAAGGGGCAAGAACUCUGUAUCCUAGUUGUAAUGUUGGGUACGAAUUGUACCUCUUCUACGAUGUACCCACAGCGCCCACGCGGGCCACUCCUCCUGCAGCAGCUCUUCCACCUCCUAUUUCAGGAAAAAACAAAAUCUCAAGGGUAACAAUAAUUUCCAUUGUUGUUCCAAUUGCUGCCUGUGUUUUGCUACUCGCUCUGGCCUACUGUUUCCUAACUAGGAGAGCAGGAAAGAAGUUCAAUGCUGUAAAGAGAGAAAAGUCUAAGAAAUCCGAUCACAUCCAAAUUUAUCAAGCUGCGAAUGAAAUUGCAAAGGAAAUAACAACUGCAGAGACCUUCCAAUUUGAUUUUGUAACAAUUGAAACCGCCACAAAAAAAUUCUCGAAAGACAAGAAGCUUGGUGAAGGUGGAUUUGGGGAAGUUUAUAAGGGUACACUUCCUGAUGGGCAGGAAAUAGCUGUGAAGAGGUUAUGGAAAAAAUCUGGACAAGAUGCAGAGCAGUUUAAGAAUGAGGUUUUACUGGCAGCAAAACUUCAACACAAAAAUUUAGCAAGGUUGAUGGGAUUCUGCUUGGAAGGAGAAGAUAAGAUGCUCAUCUAUGAAUUUGUGUCAAAUAAAAGCCUUGACAAUUUCCUAUAUGAUCCAAAAAAACAAACUCAAUUGGAUUGGUCAAGACGUUACAAGAUAAUAGGAGGGAUUGCACGAGGAAUUAAAUAUCUUCACGAAGAUUCUCAGCUUAAAAUUAUACAUCGUGACCUAAAAGCUAGUAGCAUAUUGCUCGAUGUGGAUAUGAACCCAAAAAUUUCCGAUUUUGGCAUGGCAAGGAUUAUUGAAGUUGAUCAAAGCGAAGGAGACACAAGUAAAAUUGUCGGGACAUAUGGUUACAUGUCUCCCGAAUACGCAAUGCAUGGUGAAUUUUCUGAGAAGUCUGAUGUAUAUAGUUUUGGUGUCUUAGUCUUAGAAAUAAUAAGCGGCAAGAAGAAUAAUAACUUUGAAUCAGAAGGUGCUGAAGACCUCUUGAGCUAUGCUUGGAUACGUUGGAGGGAUGGAAAGCCCUUGGAAUUGUUGGAUCCAGCUUUGGGAGAUUCAUAUUCAAGAGAGGAAGUGAUGAGAUGCAUCCAUGUUGGCUUAUUAUGUGUGCAGAAGGAUGCAGCUGAUAGACCAACAAUGGCAUCAAUACUGCACACGCUCAAUAGCAGCUGUGUCACUCUAGAAUCCCCUCAACAACCGGCGUUUUUCCUUCGUACUAAAGCAGACCCGAACAUGCCUGCAAUGGAUAUGGCAUCUGGUCAGUCUAUUAACAUUUCAAUGCCAUGGUCUGUCAAUGAAGAAUCUGUCACCGAACCAAACCCUCGUUAGUGUAAAGGAAGCAAGAGUGUGCCAAGUACGGAUUAGGAUUCACAACAAUUAAUUGUUAGUAAUUUGGACAGUUAAUUGCUAUGAAUCUGAAUCUGAAUGUGCCAUAUAUAGUGUGCAAAUAAGGUGGGCAGACUGUUAGACAUUAGAUUAUGUGGGAUUUUGUACAAUAAGGUAAGAAAACUGACUGCCGGAGUGUAAAUAUUUAUGGCUUGGAAAUUCAAGAAGACAUACAGGACUUGGAAUCACAUUUAUCCAAACAAAUGGACACCUCUAUCUUAUUUGAGUAAUUUUGUAAGCUAUAUUUUUAUUUCACCGACGGUCAAUUUUUGAUAUGA
Molecule: messenger RNA, 2432 nt
Organism: Corylus avellana
Lineage: Eukaryota; Viridiplantae; Streptophyta; Magnoliopsida; Fagales; Betulaceae
Product: cysteine-rich receptor-like protein kinase 10
Biological process (GO): protein phosphorylation; defense response to bacterium
Cellular component (GO): plasma membrane
Molecular function (GO): ATP binding; protein serine/threonine kinase activity
Source: RefSeq, a predicted model, not a curated record